Drosophila subobscura is the source of this 548-nucleotide messenger RNA. RefSeq lists its product as uncharacterized. The coding region runs from base 72 to 500 and encodes 142 amino acids. The record is from RefSeq and is a predicted model, not a curated record. NCBI's taxonomy places the organism in Eukaryota, Metazoa, Arthropoda, Insecta, Diptera, Drosophilidae. The transcript has 3 exons.
GAAACAAGAAAAUUGUGCGUUUAGCUUACACUCAAACACAAGUGAAAAUUUGAACUGUAAUUUCUUGAAAAAUGUGUUUUUUAUCCUCAUUCUUCUUUUUGCUGUCCCUGUACUUCGGAUGCCUUAUAAUUGGCGUAACAGGGCUGAUCAUUGGUGUCGUGGCCCUCACCAUUGGCAUGUGCAAGCUAUUCGUCCAAUCGAAAGAAGAGGCGGUUUGGAUGAUAGCCGUUGUAUUCGCGCUCUUGUACUUGGGGGCUAAGGUGAUGCUGUUAAUGGGAACGUUGUGGCACCAGUGCUGGUGCCUUCUCGUGUCCUUCGCCGUCAGCGUGGUUUGUGUGUUCUUGCUCCUGGCCAUACUGAUUGUCGGGUUUGCAGGUACCACGAACCGUGUACAACUCAUGUUAUGGAUUAUCAUGAUUUUAUUGGAGACAUACUAUUUGUGGGUAAUCAUCUCCCAUUGGCACAACUGCUUUUCGGGCGUAGACCGGGUGGAGUUGUAAGCUCAGCUCCAUCUAAUUGUGACGAAUAAAUUCUUAAAUCAUAAUCGU